GACUUGUAAUACUGGGUCAUCAGGUAAAAACACAUUUCCAUGGAUCUAACGCACAAACACAUGCUGAUGAUUCGUGCCAAGCUGAAGAAACUAAAACACGAGCUUCUUGGACACACAGCAAGUCUGCUUUCUUAUGAAGGCAUCUGUGGGACAAACGUGGUGACAGAAGGGAAGCUGAAGCUGUCCAAGCACCACUGUAGCCUCGGAUCACCCACCGCAGUCGUCACACCUCGCUGGCAUCACUGUAAACGAGCCUUUAACACCUUAAAGGUAGGUAGUCUAUGAUUACUGACUCGCUUUAAGGGAAAAAAGUUCCAUGUGACCAAACUAGGAAAUGGAUUUCGACACUUCCGCGUUCGCUUUAUGAGUCUGCAGAAUCCUCGGUUCGUCUUCAGAUCGCUACUACAAUUCCCAGAAUGCCGCGGUGGCUUUCCGUUCGACUCUGUAGAGCGCCGUGUGUGGUAACCUGUAAUCAUGGAGGUGACGGCAGCCCGCCGCUCGUUUCUGUGCGACAUCGGUAAGCAUCGUCAGCAGUUAACGGUUUACACCUCAGCUCAUCCACAGGAACGGCUGACGUCCGAUUAUAACACCGUGUGUUCGCUGCCAAAAGCGGGUUUUAACCGGGAAAUGUAGGCGGAGAAUAACAGUCCCGUCAGUGUCGAGGAAGUUCGGCCGCUGCACAGACCAAGUCAUUUGGUAGCUAACCGGCUUAGAGCUAGAUGACAUGCUCGGAGUUCCUCUGUAAAUGAAGAGCAAAUGCGACAUUUACAAGACUACACUCUAACUAAUGGACGUAAACAUGAUGAAUGAGGCCAAAAAGACUUCGUUAUUUCUACCGCACUGCUCUGCACGAAGCAGCAUCCCACGGCAGGACUUUGCAGUUGAAGCAGCUGAUAGAAAACGGAGCGUCCGUCAACAUGGUGACUGUGGAUAACAUCACUCCUCUACAUGAAGCCUGCAUCCAGGCCCAUCCAAACUGUGCUCGCCUGCUGCUGGAGGCAGGAGCCCAGGUGGAUGUACGCACCAUCCAUGGUAGCACGCCUCUUUGUAAUGCUUGUGCUGCUGGCAGCCUGGAAUGUGCCAAGCUGCUGCUGGACUAUGGAGCCAAGGUGAACCCGUCCCUCACAGCCCUCACUGCCUCACCGCUCCACGAGGCCUGCAUACAAGGUAACCCCCAAGUUGUGAGACUGCUGAUAGCCAGCGGUGCCAAGCUGGAGGCAUUUGACGUCCACUUUGGGCCUCCCCUUCACAUAGCAUGUGCUAAAGAACAUCUGAAUUGUGUCAAGGAGCUGCUAACUGCAGGUGCUAAUGUGAAUUCAGUGAAGUUCCAUGAAAUGGCGUUGCAUCACGCAGCUCGGGUCGGUAUGGUGGAAAUGAUUGAGCUGCUGGUGGAGUUUGGGGCCAAUGUGUACGCCAGCGACAACCUGGGAAGGAAGCCUAUAGACUACACAACACCUGCAUCUCCCUCGUACACCUGCCUCAGGUUUUAUGAAAGUAAUCCUUUGAGCCUGCAGCAGCUUUGCAGGAUUGCUGUGAGGAGGAUGCUGGGUACCAGAGCAUCAGAGGUCCUGAGCCAGCUGAAUAUAUCCCACCGCAUCAACAGCUACCUCCAGUACUGUGAUCGUCCCAUAUCCCUACAGACUUACACAUGAACAUUUAGUGUACAAGGUUUAAAAUGUCCCCUGAAAAAUGUUUGCCAUUCAGAUGAAACACGUGUAACCAGGAUGAAAAUCUCUGUACGGAGUCAGUUCAACACUGUAUGUCAAAUUAAAGCAAUUGAUUGCUGAAUGAGAA
This is a messenger RNA of Haplochromis burtoni (Burton's mouthbrooder), 1794 nucleotides long. RefSeq names its product ankyrin repeat and SOCS box containing 13a, tandem duplicate 1 (gene asb13a.1). NCBI's taxonomy places the organism in Eukaryota, Metazoa, Chordata, Actinopteri, Cichliformes, Cichlidae. The transcript has 6 exons. Gene Ontology annotation, molecular function: protein binding. Bases 807 to 1652 code for a protein of 281 amino acids. Gene Ontology annotation, biological process: protein ubiquitination; intracellular signal transduction; positive regulation of protein catabolic process. The record is from RefSeq and is a predicted model, not a curated record.